This is a messenger RNA of Linum trigynum, 306 nucleotides long. The record is from the annotation of a GenBank genome assembly. Lineage: Eukaryota; Viridiplantae; Streptophyta; Magnoliopsida; Malpighiales; Linaceae.
AUGAUGAAAAUGGCAGGUGACAAAGAGAGCGGACACCAACGGUGGGACGUGGAAGAGCUGGAACUGGAGAUCACAAGGGGAUUUGUUUCUGAAUGGGGCAUACUUCAGAGCAUCAGGAGCAGGAGCAGGAGCCAGCUACACCAGAGCUUCCAGCUUAGGAGCAAAGCCAUCAUCCUUGGUUGGCAUGAUGACUUCCACUGCCGGUGCUUUGGGUUGUCGCAGGGGCCGCUCGUGUUGAUUAAACAAAACAACACCCUAGCUAACGAAACAAAAUCAUAUAAUUACACCAAAAGGGAACCCAAGUGA